Messenger RNA from Aspergillus calidoustus, 2245 nucleotides. The record is from the annotation of a GenBank genome assembly. Lineage: Eukaryota; Fungi; Ascomycota; Eurotiomycetes; Eurotiales; Aspergillaceae.
UUUAAAUUUAUUUUCAGCCAAUAUAUUAUGAGCCAACUGCCCUGAAAUACCCCGUAUUUGAACCAUCGAGAAUUUGAUGCACGAGCACCUGCAACGCACACACAAGCUUGACAUCGGCAGACGCUCCCAUCACCACCCAUCAUGAGCGGCGAGAAACUUAACGAAGAUCGCCACCUGGACGAAGAUGUCCAGGCUGAGGGCCACGGGUCCCAGUACGAUGAAAAAUCCGAACCAGCUGGACGACCCAGCACGUCAGACAGUAUGACCUCGUCAACAGGGUCGAGCAGCUCCGUCGAGUACGAGCCGCAGUUUGGCAGGCUGCAGUCGCGCAAUACAGAGGUCGAUCUCGAGCGACAGAGAACAAGAAUGUCGCAUGCCCUAAGCAGGACCGAAACACAGCGUUUGCAGCAUUCCAUGACUGUGGGUGAAAGCGUCAAGUCGCGUACCUCCUCGAAGCGUGCUCUACCCCCUUUUGGCGGGGGCAAGCCGUAUCCACCAGAUCUCCCAAAUCGGGAAGAGUUUGUUGUCGAGUUCGAUGGACCGGAUGAUCCUCGGUAUCCGCAGAACUGGCCGUUGAAAACAAAACUCUACAUAAGCGUAAUUCUCGCAUUCACGAGUAUCUGCUCGACCUUUGACUCUGCCAUUUUCAGCCCUUCGUCGCGAAACGUUGCCGAAUAUUUUGGUGUUGGACUAGAAGUCGCUGUCCUUUCCAGCACAAUGUACAUCAUCGGCUACGCAUCUGGCCCGCUCCUCUGGGCCCCGUUAUCCGAGCUAAGUGGCCGCCGGCCCGGUAUCAUUAUUGCCAUGUUCGGUUUCGCCAUCUUCAAUACCGCCGUGGCUGUGGCCAAAGAUAUCCAGACGUUGAUGAUCUGCCGAUUCUUCUGCGGCGUCUUUGGCAGUUCGCCGCUUGCUGUCGUCGCAGCUGUCUUCGCCGAGCUGUACGAUAAUCAAACCCGUGGUGUUGCAAUUGCCUGCUUCUCGAGCACCGUGUUUCUGGGCCCGCUCCUCGCUCCCUUUAUUGGCGGGUUCAUCAACAUGUCCUACCUCGGCUGGCGAUGGACAGCGUACAUCCCGGCCUUUAUGGGCUACUUCGCCUUCGUCCUGAACCUGUUCUUCCUCAAGGAGACAUACCCUCCCGUCAUCUUGAUCCAAAAGGCCGCUGAGCUGCGCAGAUGUACAAAGAACUGGGGCAUCCACGCCAAACAAGAAGAAAUCGAAAUCGACUUCCGCGAAUUAAUAGUGAAGAAUUUCUCGCGCCCCCUUCGUCUUCUCUUCGGCGAACCCCUCAUCCUCGCCGUGACAAUUUACCUCAGUUUCAUCUACGGCCUACUUUACUGCUUCCUGACCGCCUACACCAUCGUCUUCCAGGGCGAAUACGGGAUGAGCGCCGGUGUCAGCGGCCUCCCGCUCUUCGGCAUGGUCGUGGGAUUAUUUAUCGCCGCGACGUUCAUCAUCGUCUCCAACAAGGAGUAUCAGCGCAAACUAGAGAAGAAUGGCGGAGUCCCGAUUCCCGAGUGGCGAUGCCCGCCUGUGAUUCUGGGCGGGGCGCUCUUUGCUGCUGGUCUCUUUUGGUUUGGCUGGACAGGGUUCUCGGGGACUGUCCAUUGGAUUGUCCCCACGCUCAGUGGGCUCUUCACGGGCUUUGGACUGCUGGUUAUUUUCAUCCAGCUGUUUAAUUAUCUGAUUGAUACGUAUCUUAUGUUCGCUGCAUCCGCCAUCGCCGCAAACACAUUCUGCCGCUCCCUCGUGGCCGCCGCAUUCCCGCUCUUCUCGCGACAAAUGUUCCAAAACAUGGGCGUGCAAUGGGCAUCUACGUUACUAGGCUGUGUUGCCGCCUGCCUUGUUCCCAUCCCGAUGGCGUUUUAUUUCUACGGUGAACGGUUGAGGAUGAAGAGUAAGUUUGCGCCGUAUUCGGGUGCUCCGGCGGCGACGGAGCAGGAGAGGGAUGGGGAAGGAAGGUUUGAGGAAGAAGAGGCAGAGAUACGGGCGCAAACGGUUGCGUCGGGGAGGGAGGUGCGUUAGAAUUGGCUCUUGGUGUAUUAAUUUAUGGAAAUUUUUCUUCUGUGGCAAUCUCCAAAAUACUUUGCCAGAGCGUCGGUAGAUUUGGGAGCAGAUAUACAUAAAAUUAUACCCGUUCAAAGACGUACACAAACCAGGAACCUCCGACUAAGAAAACCAGGCGAAGGUACAUCGUCCAAUUGAGUAUUAUCCCCAUUGUCUCGCCUUAAUUCAAGAGCAAUCUGUG